AGUGUCAUCGCUACGGAACAAUAGGCAACGCGUAGAAUUCGGAAUUUCUGUGAAUUGCGAAAAAAGUGGGGAAAAGCGGCAACCGGAGGCAAUCUAGCGGCCAAGCAUGUCUGACGCGGAGCCGGAACAGACGCCCAGCGCGGGCCACGUGGAGGAGCAGCCGCCGGAGGAGGAGCACGAGCCGGAGCAGGAGCCCGGCGAGGAGUACUCAUCGGGCGAGCUGCUCGCCAGGCUGGGAGUCAGCCGCUCGGAUCAGUCGGCGGACCAGUCGCUGGACCUGAGCGGCGCCCAGGCGGAGGCCGCGGACGAGUCGGAGCCACCGGCCAAGCGGCCGGCUCGCGACAUCAGCCCCAUUUCGGAGGACAGCACGCCGACGAGCAGCACUUCGACCAGUUCCACCAGCACAUCCAGCUCCUCCCGCUACGACGACAUCAGCGAGGCGGAGGAGGCGCCCCCCGAACCGGAGCAGCAGCAGCAGCACAAGCAGCAGCAGCAGCACAAGCAGCAGCAGGAAGAGGGUCAGGCGGAGCAGAUGGAAGUGCCGGAACAGCACCGGGAACAGAAUCAGGAUGUGCUGCGCGGCCAGGAGCAGGAAGUGGAGGUGGACCCAGACAUCGACACCGAGGACGAGCCCUCCUCCAACACGGUCAUCUGUGUGGCCGACAUCAAUGCCUACGGCAGCGGUUCCAACCUCAACGACUACGCCUUGGAUCCCAAUGCGCCCGCCAAGGCCAUCAUCACCGAGGUGGUCACCAUUCCCGCUCCCCUGAACAUCCAGGGUGCCAACCAAAUGGGUCUACAACUGCCGGCCCUCCAACCGCCGCCACCACCGCCUGCUCCGGCUGCUGCUGCUGCGGCGGACGACGAAGUCCCCGAGACGCCCGCCUCGCCCACCGACGAUGGCGAGGAGCCACCCGCCGUCGGCUUGUCCUCGUACAUGCGCAUCCGCUACAUGCAGGGCGACCUCUUCACCGGCCUGCCCGCCCGCCUGGCGCCCCGUGAUCCCCGCCAGCGCAAAAUGCCGCCGCCAGCCAAUGUGCUGCCCAUCAAGACCGUGCUGGGGGCCAAUGUGGAGGCCAUUUCCGACGACAGCACCGAGACGAGCAGCAGCGACGACGACGACGAGGAGGAGGAGGAGGACGAGGACGAUGCCAUGACCAUGGAGCACGACAGCACCUCCAGGGAGACGGUGAUCACGACGGGCGGCGAUCCCAUGAUGCAGAAGAUCGACAUAAGCGAGAACCCCGAGAAGAUCUACUAUAUACGGCGCGAGGAUGGCACCGUGCACCGCGGCCAGGUGCUGCAGUCCCGCACCACGGACAACCCGGCCUGUCCCGACGAGUACUAUGUGCACUAUGUGGGCCUGAACCGCCGCCUGGACGGCUGGGUGGGCCGGCACCGGAUCUCGGACAAUGCGGAUGAUUUGGGCGGCAUCACGGUGCUGCCGGCGCCACCUUUGGCCCCCGAUCAGCCCAGCACGAGCCGGGAGAUGCUGGCCCAGCAGGCCGCCGCCGCGGCAGCUGCCUCCAGCGAGCGACAGAAGCGGGCUGGCAACAAGGACUACUAUCUGUCGUAUUGCGAGAACAAUCGCUACGACUACAGCGACCGCAAGAUGACGCGCUACCAGAAGCGGCGCUACGACGAGAUCAACCAUGUGCAGAAGAGCCAUGCGGAGCUGACCGCCUCGCAGGCGGCGCUGGAGAAGGAGCACGAGUCCAUCACCAAGAUCAAGUAUAUCGACAAGCUGCAGUUCGGCAACUACGAGAUCGACACCUGGUACUUCAGCCCCUUUCCCGAGGAGUACGGCAAGGCGCGCAUCCUCUAUGUCUGCGAGUACUGCCUGAAGUACAUGCGCUUCAAGCAGAGCUACGCCCGCCAUCUGCACGAAUGCAACCGGCGGCAUCCGCCCGGCAGGGAGAUCUACCGCAAGGGCAACAUAUCCAUCUACGAGGUGAACGGCAAGGAGGAGUCGCUGUACUGCCAGCUGCUCUGCCUGACGGCCAAGCUCUUUCUCGACCACAAGGUGCUGUACUUCGACAUGGACCCGUUCUUCUUUUACAUCCUGUGCGAGACGGACCGCGAGGGCAGCCACAUUGUGGGCUAUUUCUCCAAGGAGAAGAAGUCGCUGGACAACAACAAUGUGGCCUGCAUCCUCGUCCUGCCGCCGCACCAGCGCAAGGGCUUCGGCAAGCUGCUGAUAGCCUUCAGCUACGAGUUGUCGCGCAAGGAGGGCGUCAUCGGGAGUCCGGAGAAGCCGCUCUCCGACCUGGGCAGGCUGAGUUACCGCAGCUACUGGGCGUAUACCCUGCUGGACCUGAUGAAGAACCGCUGCUCCCCGGAGCAGAUCACCAUCAAGGAGCUGAGCGAGAUGAGCGGCAUCACGCACGACGACAUCAUCUAUACGCUGCAGUCCAUGAAGAUGAUCAAGUACUGGAAGGGCCAGAACGUGAUCUGCGUGACGGCCAAGACCAUACACGACCACCUGCAGCUGCCGCAGUUCAAGCAGCCCAAGCUGACCAUCGACACCGACUACCUCGUCUGGAAUCCGCCCAGCGCCGUGGCCAGAGCUCCGGGCAGCUCCGGCUAGCAUACGGCGCCACGGGACCCCGUCCUGCACUCAUCGCAGAUAAUUGUCAUAGACGAUGAUGAUGAUUAGGCUCAGACUACUAGUUUGUGUCCGCAGACCGCUGUACGUGUUGCGGCAGAGACCGAGCAGAGCUGUGCCCAUAUAAUAUUUAAAAUAAUGAAGCAAUCAAUACCCUCUAUUUGAUUUGCCACUUUUUUUUCAUAGUUAUAAGUCGAGACUCGUAGGGCCCAUAUUGUGAGAACCAGAUACACUCCGAUGUAUUAUGAAACCAUUUAAAUUGUGUAGCUUUUCAUAAAACAUGAGCAUAUUCCAACCACAAGAACAUUGGUUAAGCUUUUCACAAUAUAUUAAUAAAAUAAAAUGAUGGCUUCUAAAAAUAAACUCAGGAAAUCAUUAGCACACAA
This is a messenger RNA of Drosophila biarmipes, 2991 nucleotides long. RefSeq names its product males-absent on the first protein (gene mof). Bases 107 to 2587 code for a protein of 826 amino acids. Gene Ontology annotation, biological process: regulation of DNA-templated transcription. Gene Ontology annotation, molecular function: histone acetyltransferase activity. The transcript has a single exon. The record is from RefSeq and is a predicted model, not a curated record. Lineage: Eukaryota; Metazoa; Arthropoda; Insecta; Diptera; Drosophilidae.